Danio rerio (zebrafish) is the source of this 4113-nucleotide messenger RNA. Lineage: Eukaryota; Metazoa; Chordata; Actinopteri; Cypriniformes; Danionidae. The record is from RefSeq and is a predicted model, not a curated record.
UUUCAUGAAGCCUCGCUUUGCCUACCACUACACGUCUUAAUGUCACAACAACAGAUAAUAACAGAUAAGAAGUGUGUGUGUGUGUUUUGUGUAUAUGGUCCACCUGAUCAGUUCCUGAGCAGCUCCCAGCCGUGUUUGUAUGUGUAAUCAACCGAAUGAGGAACAGGCGUGUGUGAGCGGUGCAUGACUGGACAUGUAGUUCUUUAGUGAUCUGCACAGGCUGGGUCGCUGACCGUAAUAUAAAGGCUGUAAAAUCUUUGUAAUAGACAGCACAUUUUAGCAGUUUAACCACAUCGUAAAUAUGCCACCGUAUAUUGACACUGUACUGUAGUCAGGCUAGGACCAGGGCCGGCGCAUCCAUAGAGGCGACUUAGGUGGCUGCCUAGGGCGGCAGUAUAGAGAGGGCGGCGUCCGCGACACCUCGCUUACCACCCGCAUCCUCGGUUAUGUCCGCGACACCUCCCUCACCACCCGCGUCCUCGGUUAUAUUUGCGCAUAGACACAAGAAUAGAGAGGGCGGCGUCAGCGACACCUCCAUCAGCACCCGCGUGUCCUCAGUUAUAUCCGCGCAUAGGACGGCAGAAUAGAGGUCCACGACACCUGCGCAUGCUCGGUUAUAUCUGCGCAUACGGCGGCAGAAUAGAGAGCGCGGUGUCCGCGACACCUCCCUCCCUCAGCACCCGCGCGUCCUCAGUUAUAUCCGCUCAUAGGGCGGCAGAAUAGAGGUCUGCGACACCUCACUUCAUUUUCAUAACCGGUCACUUUCGUUUUUACAUUGGGGUUGAGGGCGGCGUGAUCGUCCUCUGCCUAGAGCGGCAGUUCAGCUUGCUCCAGCCCUGGCUAGGACAAAGUAAAACACACUUCAGGCAUUUAUAAAGAGUAUGUUUAUGCUGAAUAAAUAAAAGAAAAUAAUACAAAAAUGAAAGCAGGGACAAACCUAUAGUGAAAACAACACACUUUAGUGAAUGAAUAAACAAUGAAACACUUAACAGAAACAGGAGUGAAUGAUAUGAUGUGGUAUUUCCUUUAUUCUGAGUAAAACUGCUCAUUUGUAAUACUAAUUCAACUUUCCUCUUUUGUCAGAUGGGUUCAGGUAGUUCCUCGUGUCUUUAGCAAAAUUCAGCAUUAGUUCAAUUAGCAUAAUUACACAAAUAAAGUCAACUGAACAGCUCCAGAUUACAAUGGGUUUACUUACAUUAUCUUUGUGAAGUCAACUUGUUGGUACAGUGUGGUGAAUCAUUUAAAUUAAUUAAAAUGUGAAAUUCAGAGAACUUAAAAGAUUAAUUAAAGGUUUUUGCUGCCUAAUGAGUAAGUUAAACACUUCUGUUUUGAUGCCAAAACUUGAUUUUUUAAGUAAUGUCAAUUAUAUUAACUUAAUUUCUUUAGUAAUGACAACAGCGGGGUUUAGCCUACAGUGUGGAGUGAGCCGGAUACAAAACACAUGGAGUGUGGAGCAGUAGAAACUCUUGCUGCUUCACUCCGCUCACUAUUUACUAUAGUAUUAGUUUAUGUGUGGUGUCUGCUGUCAAUUAAACUGGUUUUGUUUGUCCUAUGAUGAGUUGAACUAAAACAAGAAGUUGUAUUAAAUGUUUUUGUUCGUGGUUCUUUAUUUAUUUGUUUAUUUAUGUAUUUAUUGUCUGCUUAACAUUGAUUCUGAAAUGAUUAAUUUACUGAAGCUGAUUUCCUCCUGGAGCCCGGUGACCGCUGUAAGUCGCUGUUGCUGUGAUUGUCCUCUAGAUGGCAGUAGUACACAGCACACUGAUAGCGGAGGCGCUGGAGGAAAAGCUCAGAACAAGCAACAUUAAACUCGUGUUGAAGAUGAGAAGAAACAAAGAGGCUACACUUCAGCUUUUAUCAACUCUUGAGAGAUUAUUUAGCGAACACGACACAACUCCUGCCUUUCUUCAUUAUAUCCUGGCUCUUGACUGUCAAUUCCUCUGUGAAAGCGAUCAGGAAUAGCGGACUUUUACCGUGUUCAUAUGUAAACAGACCUGAUGGAGGACACACACCGUCACGAGAAAAUAAGUCAAAAAACUGACUCACUAAAGAGAAAAGACAAAGAACGUGUCACCUGCACUCAGUGUGGAAAGAGUCUAACAAACAAACAGAGUCUCGGGAAACACAUGAGGAUCCACACUGGAGAGAAACCAUUCACAUGCACUCAGUGUGGGAAGAGUUUCAGAGCAUCAUCAACCCUUAAUAAUCACAUGCUGAUCCACACUGGAGAGAAAACACACAAGUGUGAUCAGUGUGGCAAAACAUUUUUGAGGGAUUCAGAGCUGAAGAACCACCUUAGUGUUCAUACAAAGGAGAAGCUUUAUCCGUGUUCUGUGUGUGAAAAGAGUUUCAGACAUCAACGUAGUUUAAGAAAUCAUCAGAAGAUCCACACCGGUGUGGGAGAGUACAAGUGCUUUGAGUGUGAGAAAACCUUUUGUACAGCUGAAAGUUUGAAAAUACAUAAGAGAAUUCACACUGGAGAGAAGCCUUACAUUUGUUCACUGUGCAAUAAGAGAUUCAGUCAGCUUGCACAUAUGAAAACACAUGCGAGGAUUCACACUGGAGAGAAACCUUACAAGUGUUCAUACUGUGAGAAGAGAUUCAGGCGUUUAGGACAACUGAGACAACAUGAGAGGACUCACACUGGAGAGAAACCUUACAAGUGUUCACACUGCGACAAGAGAUUCAGUGAUGGAGGAAAUCUGAGACAACAUGUCAGGAUUCACACUGGAGAGAAACCUUACAAGUGUUCACACUGUGAUAAGAGAUUCAGUGAUUCAGGACUUCUGAGACAACAUGAGAGGGUUCACACUGGAGAGAAACCCUACAUUUGUUCAUACUGCGACAAGAGAUUCAGUGGUGGAGGAAAUCUGAGACAACAUGUGAGGAUUCACACUGGAGAGAAACCUUACAAGUGUUCAUACUGCGACAAGAGAUUCAGACAGUUAGGAGGCCUGAAAAUACAUGAGAGGAUUCACACCAGAGAGAAAGUGGCGAGAGCGUCAAAGUAGCCGGAAGUCAUUCAUUUUCAAUGAGAGUCGGCGCCGAUAAGCAAUGAGGAGCAGCGCGGCGCGUCUUGGCUGGUGUGGGCGUCAUUGGCAGUGCUGCUGCUUCAGGAUAUUUCAGACAUAUAGACACACAGUGGAUGAGUGGAGCAAAGCCAGACCACAAGCAACUUGAUCUUCCAUAGUAAAAUGAGUUUGAGAAUAAGAGCUGAAGGCAGACCGCGUUGUCACCAGGGUGGUCCACAGUAUUUUUUUUAAAGGUUUGAUUGUAUUUAAGGGCUGCAAAACAAUGUGUGUUCGUGAUUCAUCUGUAAAAAAUCAUGUGAUUUGUUAACAUAUAUUACCUUAAUUUUAUACAGCUACUGAGCAGAAAACGACCAUCAUAUUUCCUGGUUCCAUCUAUAAGGCCCGCUCACAACGGGCUCUGAUUAGUCAGCUAACCUAAGUGGUUUAUCUAAAUCUAAAUCAGCACUAUAGUUGAGCUCUUAACCAGCAGCAAAUCUCUAUAAAGCAAUUUAUAAUCUGUCUUCAGCUCUAAAUGAGGGGGGUUGGGGUUCUCGAGACCCACCUAAGCUCAAACUGCGUUCUCGCCCUGCAAACGGGAGGGAGCCCUGUGCUCGAGGAUCUUAUGAGCUCAGUGUUCUCUCCUGGGACAGCAUGCCAAAGAUGCUUUAUAAUCAGUCAUCAGCUAAAUGUGAACUCUUGAAUGUGUUGUGAUUGGCGGGUCGGCUCCACAUCACCAGGAAACGUCAUGCCUCUCCUGCAUGCUGUCUGUAAAUAAUGUCAGUGAAGACGUAUCAGUUUGAGUCAGACACAGAAAUGAAGAGGACACUGCUGAAGCCAUGCAAACACGACUCUUGCAAGAUGUUUCUGAAUGGUGUUUUUGUUUUGUUCAUUGGUAUGAGGAGGAAUGUGGUCAAGCCAUCAGCAUUUGAUAGAAAUAGUUAAAGCAGAUCAAACAGACAGAGUAACUCUUUCUAAAUUACAGAUUUGCUCAAUUAUUUGUCCUAGCCCACUCAGUACAGUGUAUUUACUAUUGCAUGCAGUUUUAUAUAAUGUGGUUUAACCUUGUGAGCGACAGUAGGAAACAAAUUAAAGAAACAUUCAAAUA